This is a messenger RNA of Nyctereutes procyonoides (raccoon dog), 966 nucleotides long. It is a transcript of the gene GPR55, whose product is annotated as G protein-coupled receptor 55. Gene Ontology annotation, molecular function: G protein-coupled receptor activity. The coding region runs from base 1 to 966 and encodes 321 amino acids. NCBI's taxonomy places the organism in Eukaryota, Metazoa, Chordata, Mammalia, Carnivora, Canidae. Gene Ontology annotation, biological process: positive regulation of Rho protein signal transduction; phospholipase C-activating G protein-coupled receptor signaling pathway. The transcript has a single exon. The record is from RefSeq and is a predicted model, not a curated record. Gene Ontology annotation, cellular component: membrane.
AUGAGCCAGCAGCUAAACAGAAGCCAGAACUGCUCCUUCAGUGACGUGGACGAGGUGAUGAAGACGGUGCAGUUGGCUGUCCACAUCCCCACCUUCCUCCUGGGCCUCCUCCUCAACCUGCUGGCCAUCCGAGGCUUCAGCACCUUCCUUAGGAAGAGGAGGUGGCCGGAUUACGCCGCCACCGCCAUCUACAUGAUCAACCUGGCCAUCUUUGACCUGCUCCUGGUGCUGUCCCUUCCGUUCAAGAUGGCUCUGGCCAACGUGCGGGCCCCCCUUCCUUCCCUCUGUACCUUGGUGGAGUGCUUCUACUUCAUCAGCAUGUACGGGAGUGUCUUCACCAUCUGCUUCAUUAGUCUGGAUAGAUUCUUGGCCAUCCGGUUCCCGUUCCUGGUCAACCACCUCCGGUCGCCCAGGAAGAUCUUCGGGAUCUGUUGCACCAUCUGGGUCCUGGUGUGGGCUGGGAGCAUCCCUAUCUACAGCUUCCAUGGGAAGAUGGAAAAAUACACGUGCUUCCACAACAUGUCCGACGGCACCUGGAGCGCCCAGGUCUUCUUUCCCCUUGAGGUGUUUGGCUUCCUCCUUCCCAUGGCUGUCAUGGGUUUCUGUUCCUCCAGGAGCAUUCACAUUCUGGUAGGUCGCCGGGGCCUCACCCAGGACUGGGUCCAGCAGAAGGCCUGCAUCUGGACAAUUGCGGCCAGUCUGGCUGUCUUUGUGGUCUCCUUUCUUCCAGUCCACCUGGGUUUCUUCUUGCAGUUCCUGGUACGGAAUGGCUUCAUCGUGGAGUGCAGAGCUAAGCAGAACAUUAGCUUGUUUUUGCAAUUGUCCAUGUGUUUCUCCAACGUCAACUGCUGCCUAGAUGUCUUCUGCUACUACUUUGUCAUCAAAGAAUUCCGCAUGGACAUUAUGGCCCACCGGCCCUCCAGGGUCCAGCUGGUGCCCCAAGACACCAUGACUAGCAGGGCCUAA